AGUUUUGAUGCCUUCAGGAUUCAUAUAUGAUGUUGAAAAUAAUAAACAUAAGGUGUAAACAAAGUUUUGACUGAAAAAGUAUGAAAAAUAUGUAUGGUAUCAAAAAAGUAUGAGAACAAUGGCUCUUCCAUGUUGUGUUGUUCGUUUAAAAAACCGGGCUAAAUGUGAUCAUUGGUGAAUAAAAGAUGAUUGUUGGUGUCAUUUUGGAUUUAUUUCCCUAAUAUAUAAAAAGAAUUAAAAGUCAGAGAGAUAAAAAUAGCUUUAUAAGAGUCGCCGUGUCCAUGCUGAGGAGGAGUCCGGGAGAAAAGUCAUGUAAAGCGGCGGAGUGGGCUGAGGUCUUGGGGUUCGGCUGGAUAACUUUAUUAUUUUAACGUUAGUCAAUAAUACUGGCCUGGAUGUCAUCCUGCGACUUUCCUGCUGUGAAUGAACCGAAGGAAAGCGCACGAACGGCGGGGAGAGGGUGUUACAACAGGCCGCGUGUGCGGUAGUCCAAAUCAGGGAACGGUGCUGGAGAAGGAACAAUGGCAGGGGUGUGUGGUUGCUGCUGUGGGGCUUUCAGGCCCCGCUACAAGAGGCUUGUUGACAACAUCUUUCCCGAAGAUCCAGAGGACGGGUUGGUGAAGGCCAACAUGGAGAAGCUGACCUUCUACGCUUUGUCUGCUCCAGAGAAGCUGGACCGAAUCGGAGCCUACCUGUCUGAGAGACUGUGCCGCGAUGUGGCCAGACACCGAUACGGGUACGUGUGCAUUGCGAUGGAGGCUCUGGAUCAGCUGCUGAUGGCAUGCCACUGUCAGAGCAUUAACCUGUUCGUAGAGAGUUUCUUGAAGAUGGUGCGCAAACUCCUAGAGGCCGACAAGCCCAACCUGCAGAUCCUGGGAACCAAUUCGUUCGUCAAGUUCGCCAACAUCGAAGAGGACACGCCCUCGUACCACCGCAGUUACGAUUUCUUCGUGUCGCGCUUUAGCGAGAUGUGUCACUCCAACUUCGAGGAUCCGGACAUUCGCACCAGGAUCCGCAUGGCCGGUAUUAAAGGGCUGCAGGGCGUGGUGAGGAAAACGGUCAACGACGAACUGCAGGCGAACAUCUGGGAUCCGCAGCACAUGGACAAGAUCGUACCAUCCCUGCUGUUCAACCUGCAGUCUGGAGAAGGCACAGAGAGUCGUUCCCCGUCUCCACUGCAGGCCACUGAGAAGGAGAAGGAAAGCCCAGCCGAGCUGACGGAACGCUGCUUUCGGGAGCUCCUGGGCCGCGCCGCCUACGGCAACAUCAAGAACGCCGUCACUCCCGUCCUCAUGCAUCUUGAUAAUCACUCUCUGUGGGAAGGAAAAACGUUUGCAGUGCGCUGCUUCAAGAUCAUCAUGUACUCCAUACAGUCUCAGCACUCACACCUGGUUAUCCAGCAGCUCCUGGGUCACCUGGAUGCGAACAGUAAGACGUCGGCGAGGGUGCGGGCCGGGAUCGUGGAGGUUCUCCUAGAGGCAGCUGCGAUAGCAUCCAGCGGAUCUGUGGGCCCCACUGUGCUGGAGGUGUUUAAUACUCUCCUUAGGCACCUGAAGCUCAGCGUGGACUACGAGCUCAGCGGAUUUUACGACGCCACCGGCACAGGCAACAAAACGGUUAACGAGCAUGAAGAGAGGCAGCUCCAGGAAGCCGUUAUAAAGACCAUAGGUUCUUUUGCCAGCACGCUGCCUACGUAUCAGCGCUCUGAGGUGAUGCUCUUCAUCAUGGGGAAGAUCCCGAUUCCAGGAAUGCACUUCACACUGCCACCCACAGGCUCUGGGUCUGAGGGUGACAGGAUGAUUCAGGUGAUGUUGCUAAAGUCUCUAAGACAGGUGACCUGCGGCUUCCAGAGCACCAACAUGCUGACGGCUAUGCCCAGCUCCUUCCUGGACCCGCUCCUGUCCUUCGCCCUGCUGGAGGACCCACAAAUCCGUCUGCUGGUCCUCGAAAUCCUUGUCAGCCUCAUCGAUCGUCAUGCCAACCUCCCCAAGUUCUCCACCAUCAGCAUCAUCUCAGAUAUUUCCGUGCUGAAACUCAAGAUGGAGAAGUGUUCCCGUCAGGACAACCUGUUCAUGAAGAAGCACGCGCAGCAGCUCUACAGACACAUUUACCUGUCGUGUAAGGAGCAGAGCAGCACGCAGCCACACUUCGAGAUGCUCUACUCUCUCCUUGCUCUGAUCAGCAUGGAGCUUGCUAACGAAGAGGUGCUGGUGGAUCUCAUCCGCCUCGCUCUGGCCCUGCAGGACUUGGCUUUGGUCAGCGAGGAGACGCUGCCGGUGUUUAACCGCUGCGCUGUUCACGCUCUCUCUGCUGCCUACCUCAACCUCAUCUGCCAGCUCACCACCCUGCCCACCUUCUGCCAGCAUGUCCACGAGGUGAUCGAGAUGAGACAGAAGGAAUCACCAUUUCUUUUACCAGAAGAUGUCUUCAUUAAAAAUCCAAAGGUUCCAGAGACGCUGCAGAAGCCAGCAGGAGAACUGCUGUUCCUGCAGGCGAAGAUCGCAGAGGUGCUGGGAGGAAGUGGCUAUAACACAGAGAGACUCGCUACACCUUACGUCCCUCAGUUCACAGAUGAAGACAGACUCUCAAAGAGAAAGAGUAUCGGAGAAACCAUCUCUCUCCAGGUGGAGGUCGAGUCCAGGAACAGUCCAGAGAAAGAGGAGAGAACUCCAGCUGAGGAAAUCACAUUUGAGGCACUUAAGAACGCCAUCGUGGACAGUGUAGGGAUGGAGGAGCAGGAGCGGGAGAGGAGGAGGCAGGUGGUGGAGAAGUUCCAGAAGGCCCCGUUCGAGGAGAUCGCAGCACACUGUGGAGCCCGAGCCACAAUGCUGCAGAGCAAACUCAGCCAGAUCUUCGAAAUCACAAUCAGGCCUCCUCCCAGUCCAUCAGGCACCAUCACGGCUAGUUACGGCCAAACCCAGACGCGCUCUGUCCCCAUCUACGAGAUGAAGUUCCCCGACCUGUGUGUGUAUUAGCACAGCGUGAAGGACAUCAUCUCGGCGAAGAGUGCGUGUGUGGGACGUGUUGGACAGCGAUCAUGGACAGUCUUUCCCAACUCAUCUUGAAGAGGAAACCCUGUGGGGUGCCAUUACUUUUACUCCCCCAUUCAGAUUCGUGAUCUGUGUGCCUCGUGUUCUGAAUUCGGCCGGGGGAUGUAUUUUUUUUUUUUUGAAGCGGAAUGCACGUUUGCUAAUGCUAGUGUAUUUGAGUUUGUGUUUCGAGUAGUAGCGCUAGUUCAUUUUCUAGGCGUCGCCAUUUUUUCCGCUAACCAUUUUUGCAUCUUAUUUACAUUUUUGUUUUUCUUAUCGGUGCUAUUUUUGCACUUCAUUUAUUUUUUUUGGUAUUUUAAAAGUUUUAUCGGCGUAAUUUUUUGUGCGGAAUGUAAUCGGAAAAAAUCCAACUCGCGUGAGAAAUUUGCAAAAAAAAAAAAACCUUUUUUUUUUUUUUUUUUUUUUUAGUCGUGAUUGAAGUCCAAAAUACUGCGUGUUGCAGAGUCGCACUUUGAUUUAUUAGGGCUAAAUAAAUAAAUCUCGUCAGAUACAAUACAGGCUUUGUAAAAUAUGAAGUUUAGUUAUUUUCGUUUUAGUGUCCAAAAGCAACUUUGUCUCGCUUAGUGACGAAACGUUGUGGCGCGUGUGGUCGAGAACACGACUUUAAAAAGAGGACAGGGACAUGAGUAUGAUCAUACAGUGGACACGUGUCCCGGGAACGUCAUUCUAAUCAGACGUUUUAAUUGGAAGAAUGUAGAGAAUGCGGCGGGGUUUUAGUUACGAUGAAUCUACAAAAUAAAUUUUUAUUUUUACAUCUUUUUAAAUUUAAUUUUAAUUUUUUUUUGGGUUAUAUAUAUUUUUAUAACUUGUGCGUUUCGUCAGUGAUGCUCAUCUUCAGGCUGAUUCUACCAAGCUGAGGGAGUUCUCUCCUGCAUAAAUAAAUGUCAAGAUCUCCUGAUGUUUUAUUUUUUUAUUUUUAUUUUUUAAUUCAUUUUUGUUUUAGUUUAUCGUGACAACGUGACUGUACGUGCCCUUUUCCUGUGUGUCCCGUGUUCUGGUUUAGAUUUUUUUAAAUGAAGCCAUGAUCACAAAAGAAAACAAGAAAACACGACACUGAAGAAAAAAACAUAAUUUUAAAAUCUUUUUAAUUGUAUUUUAUUUAAUUUUUUUUUUUUUUUUUAAACAACUGCAGGGUAAUAAACACACGGCCUGCUUGGUAAGUAUUCUAUAAUUUAUUUUGUAAAAAUAGGAUUUUUUUUCCUUUCUUUUUCUGGUUAUUGCACAUGAACUUACACAAAGUAUAUGCCUAUACAUUUACUGGUCAGAUUUAAUUUUUUUAAUAUGUUAAAUUCAAAUAGUAUAAUUUAUAUUAUAAUUAUUAUGUGUAAUAAUUGUUUUCCUUAUUUUCUCAAUUCAAAAGUUAAAAAACUGUGUGUAUAUAAAUGAAAGUUAUAUACAUAAGCUUGUUAUUGGAAAGAAGGAGAAAUGUGGCUCAAUAAAAAAUCAACCUAAAUUCCA
Silurus meridionalis is the source of this 4508-nucleotide messenger RNA. It is a transcript of the gene efr3bb, whose product is annotated as EFR3 homolog Bb (S. cerevisiae). Gene Ontology annotation, cellular component: plasma membrane. Gene Ontology annotation, biological process: protein localization to plasma membrane. The transcript is spliced from 24 exons. The record is from RefSeq and is a predicted model, not a curated record. Lineage: Eukaryota; Metazoa; Chordata; Actinopteri; Siluriformes; Siluridae. Bases 522 to 2975 code for a protein of 817 amino acids.